CCCCCGACCCCCGCCGGCCGGCCCCCCGCCCCAGCCCCGGAGGGAGCUCAUGGGAGUAUGAAGGAGAUGGUAGGAGGCUGCUGCGUAUGUUCGGACGAGAGGGGCUGGGCCGAGAACCCGCUGGUCUACUGCGAUGGGCACGCGUGCAGCGUGGCUGUCCACCAAGCUUGCUAUGGCAUCGUUCAGGUGCCAACGGGACCCUGGUUCUGCCGGAAGUGUGAAUCUCAGGAGCGAGCAGCCAGGGUGAGGUGUGAGCUGUGCCCACACAAAGACGGGGCGUUGAAGAGGACUGAUAAUGGAGGCUGGGCCCACGUGGUGUGUGCCCUCUACAUCCCUGAGGUGCAGUUUGCCAACGUGCUCACCAUGGAGCCCAUCGUGCUGCAGUACGUGCCUCAUGAUCGCUUCAACAAGACAUGUUACAUCUGUGAGGAGCAGGGCCGGGAAAGCAAGGCGGCCUCAGGAGCCUGCAUGACCUGUAACCGCCACGGAUGUCGACAGGCUUUCCACGUCACCUGUGCCCAGAUGGCAGGCCUGCUGUGUGAGGAAGAGGUGCUGGAGGUGGACAACGUCAAGUACUGCGGCUACUGCAAGUACCACUUCAGCAAGAUGAAGACAUCCCGGCACACCAGCGGGGGAGGAGGAGGAGGAGGCGGCGGGGGCAGCGGCACAGGGGGAAGUGGCAGUGGCUUCAUCUCUGGCAGGAGAAGCCGGUCAGCCUCACCGUCCACCCAGCAGGAGAAGCACCCCACCCACCAUGAGAGGGGCCAGAAGAAGAGUCGAAAGGACAAAGAACGCCUUAAACAGAAGCACAAGAAGCGGCCUGAGUCACCCCCCAGCAUCCUUACCCCACCUGUGGUCCCCGCUGCUGACAAGGUCUCCUCCUCAGCUUCCUCUUCCUCCCACCACGAGGCCAGCACGCAGGAGACCUCCGAGAGUAGCAGGGACUCAAAGGGGAAAAAGUCUUCCAGCCAUAGCCUGAGUCACAAGGGGAGGAAACUGAGCAGUGGGAAAGGUGUGAGCAGUUUUACCUCCGCCUCUUCCUCCUCUUCUUCCUCCUCUUCCUCCUCCUCUGGGGGGCCCUUCCAGCCUGCAGUCUCGUCCCUGCAGAACUCCCCUGACUUCGCUGCAUUCCCCAAGCUGGAGCAGCCCGAGGAGGACAAGUACUCCAAGCCCACAGCCCCUGCCCCUUCAGCCCCUCCCUCUCCCUCAGCCCCCGAGCCCCCCAAGGCUGACCUCUUUGAGCAGAAGGUGGUCUUCUCUGGCUUUGGGCCCAUCAUGCGCUUCUCCACUACCACCUCCAGCUCGGGCCGGGCCCGGGCCCCCUCCCCUGGGGACUACAAGUCUCCUCAUGUCACGGGAUCUGGAGCCUCAGCGGGCACCCACAAGCGGAUGCCCACACUGAGCGCCACCCCUGCACCUGCCGAGGAGACCCCAGAGACAGGCCUGAAGGAGAAGAAGCACAAAGCCAGCAAGAGGAGCCGACACGGGCCAGGCCGCCCCAAGGGCAGCCGGAACAAGGAGGGCAUUGGGGGCCUGGCUGCCCCCUCCCUGCCUGGUGCCCAGCUGGCUGGCUUUACCGCCACUGCUGCCUCACCCUUCUCUGGUGGUUCCCUGGUCAGCUCUGGCCUGGGUGGUCUGGCCUCCCGCACCUUUGGGCCUUCUGGGAGCUUGCCCAGUCUAAGCCUGGAGUCACCUCUGCUGGGGGCAGGCAUCUACACCAGUAAUAAGGACCCCAUCUCCCACGGUGGUGGGAUGCUGCGGGCUGUCUGCAGCACCCCCCUCUCCUCCAGCCUGUUGGGGCCCCCAGGGACCUCGGCCCUGCCCCGCCUCAGCCGCUCCCCAUUCACCAGCACCCUCCCCUCCUCCUCUGCUUCUAUCUCCACCACUCAGGUGUUUUCUCUGGCUGGCUCUACCUUUAGUCUCCCUUCUACCCACAUCUUUGGGACCCCCAUGGGUGCCGUUAACCCCCUCCUCACCCAAGCCGAGAGCAGCCACACAGAGCCAGACCUGGAGGACUGCAGCUUCCGAUGUCGGGGGACCUCCCCCCAGGAGAGUCUGUCUUCCAUGUCUCCCAUCAGCAGCCUCCCUGCACUCUUCGACCAGACAGCCUCUGCACCCUGCGGGGGUGUCCAAUUAGACCCUGCAGCCCCAGGGACUACUAACAUGGAGCAGCUGCUGGAGAAGCAGGGCGACGGGGAGGCCGGUGUCAACAUCGUGGAGAUGCUGAAGGCCCUGCACGCGCUGCAGAAGGAAAACCAGCGGCUGCAGGAGCAGAUCCUGAGCCUGACGGCCAAGAAGGAGCGGCUGCAGAUUCUCAACGUGCAGCUCUCUGUGCCCUUCCCCGCCCUGCCCGCCGCCCUGCCUGCUGCCAAUGGCCCUGUCCCCGGUACCUAUGGCCUGCCUCCCCAAGCCGGCAGCAGUGACUCCUUGAGCACCAGCAAGAGCCCUCCAGGGAAGAGCAGUCUGGGCCUGGACAACUCGCUGUCCACGUCUUCCGAGGACCCACACUCAGGCUGCCCAAGCCGCAGCAGCUCGUCGCUGUCCUUCCACAGCACGCCCCCACCGCUGCCCCUGCUCCAGCAGAGCCCUGCCACCCUGCCCCUGGCCCUGCCUGGGGCCCCUGCCCCACUCCCGCCCCAGCCACAGAACGGGUUGGGCCGGGCACCUGGGGCAGCAGGGCUGGGGGCCAUGCCCAUGGCUGAGGGGCUGUUGGGGGGGCUAGCGGGCAGCGGGGGCCUGCCCCUCAAUGGGCUCCUGGGGGGGUUGAAUGGGGCUGCUGCCUCCAACCCUGCGGGCUUGAGCCAGGCUGGCGGGGCCCCCACGCUGCAGCUGCCAGGUUGUCUCAACAGCCUAACGGAGCAGCAGAGACACCUCCUUCAGCAGCAAGAGCAGCAGCUCCAGCAACUGCAGCAGCUCCUUGCCUCCCCACAGCUGACCCCGGAACACCAGACUGUUGUCUACCAGAUGAUCCAGCAGAUCCAGCAGAAGCGGGAGCUGCAGCGGCUGCAGAUGGCCGGGGGCUCCCAGCUGCCCAUGGCCAGCCUGCUAGCAGGAAGCUCCACCCCACUGCUGUCCGCAGGCACCCCUGGCCUGCUGCCCACAGCAUCUGCCCCACCCCUGCUGCCUGCCGGAGCCCUAGUAGCUCCCUCGCUUGGCAACAACACAAGUCUCAUGGCCGCAGCAGCUGCGGCUGCAGCAGUAGCAGUAGCAGGCGGACCUCCAGUCCUCACUGCCCAGACCAACCCCUUCCUCAGCCUGUCGGCAGCAGACGGCAGUGGCAGUGGCCCCAAAGGAGGGACCGGUGACAAAGGAGCCUCAGCCAACCAGGAAAAAGGCUAAACCUACCCAUACCCCUUCUGACCCCCCAAGUGGAGGGGGCAGAUCCUGGCCUGAGGGGUUCUAGCCUGGAGCAGGCACCUGCACCCAGACACUGGAGAGCCCCGCCCAGAGCCUGUGCGGAGGCCCAGGGAGUGUGGGGAGCUCCUGGUGCCGAGGACUGAGACUGAGAGGGAGCCCUUCCAGCUGGGCCCCUGCACUCUGUGCACCCUCCCCUGCGUGAGAGGCUCGUAGGAAGGACAGGCUCCAAGCCCACCUAGAAGUCCCCACCCUCUGAAAAUGUUUUGGGGUCCUCCAGAGAGCAUAAGUAGGGGACUGGUUGGACCUGUCACAUAAAAUAGAUCAGCACUUGAAUGGAGAGAAGUAGAGGGACAGGCCCUGGGCCUGGGCCUGGGCCUGUCCCUGUGUGGAAAUCUUUUAUGGAAGAAGGGCUGGCCCGACUUUACCUGCAGUUCUUUCCCGACUUGGGCAGAUGGCAGAAGGGAUCCCUUGGAAUGUUUCUCGCCAUCCUUUCCCCACUGUGGGUCACAAGCUGAGCUUGUAAAAGCCCACAGAUGGAGGGGGCUGAGGAUGGGGCGGGAUAGCAUCAUACUCAGCCCACGCCUCCCCCACCUCAUGGGGCCCCAGUGAUGGGGAAGGGAGGGCGGGUGGCAGAGGCCCCAGCCUUCCUUGGUGCCCCCCGUGUUUGCACUAUUGGAUUUAGGAGUGCCGAGGGUGGGAAGAUGGAGCUGCCCGACUCAUAGAGUGUGAAUGAGCACAUGCGUGUGUGUAUGUGUGUGUGUCUGUCUUUCUGUCUCUCUCCCCCUGGACCUGGGGCAGCAUGGGCAGGAAUAGGAGCAAUUGUCAGAUGAUGUGGCACCAGAGGGGGGAGCUCCCAGCUCUUGUUUGCACCCUCCCCACCUCUCCACCUUUGGUCCCUUUCUGGGGCAUAAAUGGUUAACAAAAACCAGAACAGUACUCCAAUAUUGGAGAGUAACUGGGGGCUGGGGUCUUUGAAUCAGGGUAAUAUCCUGCCUUCCCUCCCCCAGACCCCACAUGGUCUCAGGGCCCCCUUUGGGCCCCCUUCCCCAUUGAUAGCUUGGUCCUUCUUCCCUGGCACAAGGGGAGCCCCAGGGCUGGGGGAGAGGGCAAGGGGGUGGGUAAAGUGCCACUUCUUUUAGCAAAAGCCUCCCUCCCAGAAUUGGCCAGCCUGCCUCCAGCACCCCACCCACCCCCACCAACCAAGAGAGCUGCUUAAGCUGACCUAACCACCAUCCCCUCACCCACCAGCUAUCCCCUCCCCCCGGGGGUGUAGUGGGCAAUUCUCAUCUUAAAAGCGUCCCCACUUGCGUAGGGCCUGCGUGGGGGAGGCCAGGUGGGGCCCUCUGGAGAGAGGCGAGGGAGGCCUGUGUUCCUGUCGCAGUUGCACUGGGUUGGAGCCCAGGGGAGGCAUUUCCAGCUCUCCCUGAUGCUCUGUCUUGUCAGUCUGUCUCUUUGCAUGUGUGGAUUUAUUUGUGUGUGUUUCUGUUUGGGUUUUUGUUGUUGGGUUUUUUUUUUUUGUUUGUUUGUUUUUUUUGUUCUUAAAUAAAGAAAGAAGUGUAUAUUUUUGGCAACAACAGAAACGUAGUGCAGAUAUAUUUUUGCCUGUGCUGCUCAACUGUUUUUUUUCUGAUACUGAAAAUAAUAUUAAUAUUCCUGUUGAUAAGACUUUGUAAGAUGUUAGGGAGCUGAUAAUGGAGGGGGUGGGUGGGGGUCCUUCAGAGGCAAUUUCUUAGGCACUUGCAAGGGCUUGGGGGAGGGGGAGGCAGUUGUGAUGACCUCAGAAAUACUCACUUUUUAUUAAUGCUAAAUACCGGUUAGAAAGCAAUGAUAGAAUUCAACAUUUUAUUUAUCUUACUCUAUUAAGCCCUGUAACUCCCUGCCUCCAAACCACUGAAAAGAAGAAAAUAACCUUCAGAGAUUCUUAGAGUUGCUCAUUCACGCCCUGCCCUUGCCCUAGGCUGGCCCACUUAGAACUGAGGUUAACUUCUGUUAUGGAAGGUAAGGGAAGGACAUCCUCCCCAAGGCUGCUGUGUUGAAGAGGGAGAGGUCCAAAUGAUUUAAUGCACUGGAACCAAGACCCCCAGCACACUCUGCCCUCCCCCAGCCCAAAGUCUGGGCUUCUCCAACUUUCCCAAGCUGUUUGCAUUCGAUGCUGUGGCAGAUUGUCAGGUUAGAUUUGAAGAAGGGACCCAGAGGGGCUGUGGAUUGGUGCUGUGUACCACCCCCCCACCCCUGCCCACAGCCCUUAGGAGAAGUAGUGGCGGUUCCUUCUGAGGGAGCAGGAGGAAAGGUCCAGGAGAUCUCUGGGAGGAUCAGGAUGCCAAUGCCAAGGAUGGCUGUAAUGACCUCACCCUCUCCCAGCCUCAGUCCCUUCUUUGAUAGUGAACUUAAAUUGGAGGGUGGGAAUGGACUCAGAUUUUUAGAUCUCUGUCUGGGGGAGGGGAAGGAUGUGGUUUGCAGAACGGAAGCAGGGUUGGAGAUGCGUGAGAGUGGAGCUCUGUAUGUCACAGCGAGGAAGGUGAGUGGGUGUGCAUGCAGAGCCGCUGUCUGCUGUGGGAUCACAACUGGUGCAGUGGCAGAGCUGGAAGGGACCCAUCUUUAAGGGUCAUUUGCUCCAAGCCUAGCAAGAGUGGGGGCAAAGGCUCGGUGGCAGAGCCAGGACCAGCCCUCAGGAUCAUGGCCUCCUGGUCCUUGGCUCCUCUGCCCCACUGUGUGGCUUCCACAUGGCUGGCUGUUCCGUGCGUGUGACACAUGGUGUGAAUGCAGGGCUGUGCCUAAGGCAAGAGGGUGUCCACAUAGCACUGACACUCUUAGCUCAGAGCUGAGGGAUCCUCUCCAUAGACAGCACACUUGAAGUGUCCUCUUGUUUUGUUUUUCCUGUUUGUGGGUGUUUCUCCUUGGGCUGCCUCCAGGUGCCCUGCCCAUUCUCAUACUGAGUUCUAGGGAAGUGCUCACCUGGGACUCUUAGGAAGGGCCUAUAGGAAUGAGGGGAGCCCAAGCCCCCUGAGAAAGGUCCCAAACUAGAAACACAGACAGGUUUUCAAAGGCAUAGACUUUCCCUGCCAGCUUCCAGCAUCUUCCUUGUUGUGCAGUGGGCCAGGUCAGGUGGGCAGCUUGCUCUCCUCCUUUGUCCCAGCUUCUUGGGGAGAGGUACCUAGAGGGACUGCCAUGUGUCUUCACCUGGGAAUCUGGAGGAAGGUGGGGAAGUAGCCUUGGUGCCCUCCUGCCACCGGCGUCAGUCUGGACUAAAAGUGUGUCUAGCUCCUGAUCACUUUGUCUUGAUCUACUGAAAACUCCUGGACUGAGGGGUGCUCUCUUUCCCCGUUGUUCACUUUCUCAACGUGGGACUUAAGUGGUGGGAUUGGAGACCCAAGCCCUGGCUCCCACCGCCCCCCUUUCCAUCCCAGCCUGUUUCCAUGUAGCAGACCCUUCCUAGGGAGCGGGGAGGGGAAGCCACAGAUUGCAAACCCAGGGGUUCCUUUUUCAUUCUUUCUAAAACCUCCUUUAUAUCCUCAGCCCAAAAGGCAAUGCCCCCACCACCUCCAAGCCUGGAAUUGUGCAUAACCCGGAUCUUGUAUCUUUGUAUAACGGAUGUUAUUUGUACGAAGGGCAGUUCGUAAACAGCACUUGUUCUUUUAAUAAAAGAAUGUUUUGCAAAAAAAAAAAAUCCAAAGA
Messenger RNA from Microcebus murinus (gray mouse lemur), 7032 nucleotides. It is a transcript of the gene MLLT6, whose product is annotated as MLLT6, PHD finger containing. The record is from RefSeq and is a predicted model, not a curated record. Gene Ontology annotation, molecular function: histone binding; nucleosome binding. Gene Ontology annotation, cellular component: nucleus. NCBI's taxonomy places the organism in Eukaryota, Metazoa, Chordata, Mammalia, Primates, Cheirogaleidae. Gene Ontology annotation, biological process: regulation of transcription by RNA polymerase II.